AUGUCGAACUCUCUUCAAUUAGUUCGAAUGUUACUUUUUCAAACUGGAUUACCUUCAUGUUCGCUGGAAAAUGGACAUCCAUCUAGGAAUAUUAUCGAGAAGAUUUUUCUAGCAUCAACAACAAAUCCAUCAAAGCAACUUCCAACAAUAAAGAAAGUUCUAAGGGUGAACAACACCAUUGACAUGUUAGAAAAAUUCGAAAAAUACAGAGAAACUGUGAAGAAAAGGUCAUUUGGACAGUACAAAAACCAUCCAAAAAUCACAGUUGAUGGAAAUGAAUUAUUGCAAUUUCAUAUCACGACAAUGAGUUGUUGUUAUGAACAUAUGGUAAUCAAUCCUGAUGAACUCUGUAAGGAUCCGAGUUGUUGUGUUUGCAGGCUAAUCCAAUUCAGCUUUAGAACUUCAUACAACUCGAAAAAUGGAAUUCUAUUAAGUACAAACAGUGAUGUCCUGUGUGAACACGCGAAUCGCGUCUCUAAGGGAAUGAAUGUGAAGAGAGCUGUGAUAGUUUGCAGGACAAUUGCUGGUAGAGUAGUAAGCAAGGAUGAUGUAAAACUUGAUGAAGAGUAUGAUUCAAUUUCAAUUGCAAGUGGACUUCACUCAAGGUCACAAAAUUUGGUUAUAAAGGACUCAAGUGCUGUACUCCCUCGCUUCAUCAUUGUUUUAGACUGA
This is a messenger RNA of Solanum lycopersicum (tomato), 672 nucleotides long. RefSeq lists its product as uncharacterized. Lineage: Eukaryota; Viridiplantae; Streptophyta; Magnoliopsida; Solanales; Solanaceae. The record is from RefSeq and is a predicted model, not a curated record.